AUGAUACAUAUUGCCUUCAAAUGGUUCGACGUAACUGAUUCGGAAAAUCAUCAUAUUAUUGCUGCAGACGGCGUGAAGUUCGUAGAAAAUGCCUCUCGCGAAGGUAAGAAAUACGAUGUUGUGGUGGUCGACGCUUGCGUUUACUCUUCCUCGAUUCUUUGUCCUAUCAAGCCACUUCGGAGUUACAGCGAAUUGAAGAUUGUGAAGACUAUAUUGACGGCCAGUGGUUCUCUUAUAAUUAACGUUGCUGCAUUCUUUACUCAACAGCAAGCCAUCUUCGAAUACAGUCAGGUAUAUCAUUACAGUUUAUUUCCAGUUUGA
Messenger RNA from Ostertagia ostertagi, 321 nucleotides. The record is from the annotation of a GenBank genome assembly. NCBI's taxonomy places the organism in Eukaryota, Metazoa, Nematoda, Chromadorea, Rhabditida, Trichostrongylidae.